Messenger RNA from Cercocebus atys (sooty mangabey), 2427 nucleotides. RefSeq names its product RAB15 effector protein (gene REP15). Bases 445 to 1155 code for a protein of 236 amino acids. Gene Ontology annotation, biological process: receptor recycling. The transcript has a single exon. Lineage: Eukaryota; Metazoa; Chordata; Mammalia; Primates; Cercopithecidae. The record is from RefSeq and is a predicted model, not a curated record.
UUGAAGCUGCAGUGAGCCAUGAUUGCGCCACUGCACUUCAGCCUGGGUAGCAGAGUGAGACCCUGUCUCAAAGAACGACAACAAAAAGAACUAAUGUGCCAUUUUUACUUUUACUAAAACUUGGAAAGAGGAAACAUAUGUUGGAAGAGAUUACCAAAGGUUAAAAGUAGAGUGAAUAUAACCUAGAUGGAACAGACGUUUUGUGUGAAAUUUAGUAUCUUUAAUAAGACAGCAGGAACUGAAUGAAUACAACACACCCAACUGACAAACAGAGAGAACAUGUUUAUUUAGCUGUAUGUAUAUACGCUUAACUACACCCAAGGGAGCUGUAGAGUUAGAAAAACAUGAACCAUUAACAGAUGUGACCUCCUUGCAGAACUUUUACUUUGAAAAAGAAGUACUCCGGAACCAGAUUCACAUGUGUGAUAUUUGGAUGCAGAGAAAAUGGGGCAGAAAGCAUCGCAACAGUUGGCUCUGAAGGACAGCAAAGAGGUGCCCAUCGUCUGUGAGGUGGUCAGUGAAGCUAUAGUCCAUGCAGCUCAGAAACUGAAGGAGUACCUUGGAUUUCAAUAUCCUCUGAGUCAACUCUGCCCAGCUGCAAAUACUCUGAAUGAGAUCUUCUUAAUCCAUUUCAUCACUUUCUGCCAGGAAAAGGGAGUUGAUGAGUUGCUGACCACCACCAAGAUGACCAAGCACCAAGCCUUCCUGUUUGGCGCAGACUGGGUUUGGACCUUUUGGGGAUCCGACAAGCAAAUAAAGCUUCAGCUGGCAGUACAGACUCUGCAGAUGUCUUCACCUCCUCCUAUGGAAUCUAAACCUUACGACCUUUCCAAUCCAGAACCAAGGGUAGAGAAGUCUUCCUGGAAGAAAAGCAGAUUUGAUAAGCUGGAAGAAUUCUGUAACUUAAUAGGAGAGGAUUGCCUGGGUCUGUUUAUCAUCUUUGGUAUGCCAGGAAAGCCUAAAGACAUCAGGGGAGUUGUCCUGGACAGUGUCAAAAGUCAGAUGGUGAGGAGCCAUCUGCCAGGAGGGAAGGCUGUGGCUCAGUUUGUCCUGGAGACUGAAGAUUGUGUCUUCAUCAAAGAGCUGCUCAGAAACUGUCUGAGUAAGAAAGACGGGCUGAGAGAGGUGGGCAAGGUUUAUAUUAGCAUUCUCUGAUUUGGAUAUGUAUUAUGUGACUGGCCUGUAAGAGGAAAAGAAAAAAGAUUCUAAUAAGCAAGCUCAUCUAUUUGCAUCAUUCCAGCAUGGGAUUUUUUUUUCAUUUGUUUUCCCAUUGAUUGAAAAUGAUUACUGGGAUCAAAGUAUAUUAAUGCCACAAUUACAGAGGGAGAGAGAAAAAAAGAAAACUCUGGCUCUGCCUAUGAUUUAAAAACAGUUCAGGAAAAAUUAUAAUUUAGUUUAAUAUUUCAUUCACUUAUUCAAUAAUAAAAAUGGGAAGAGAGAUAAUAAAGUCACAUUUAAAGUUUGAUUUGCAAAAAAAAAAGUGUCUUUGUUUGAAAUAAUAAGUCUAGCACUCAAAAGUAUAAAAUGUGUUUUUGCAUCUGUUGGUGGGAAAUGGGUAGGGUAAAGUAGUGGGUAAGGCUACAGAGCAGGUUUAAUUACAUUUGUAACAUCAGUUUCAAGCCAUGCACAGUGGCUUACGCUUGUGGUCUUAGCUACUCAGGAGGCUGAGGCAGGAGGAUCGCUUGAGCCCAGGAGUUUAAGGCUAUAGGGAGCUGUGAUUGCACCACUGCACUCCAGCCUGGGCAACGAGUGAAUCCUCAUCUUUUAAAAAAAAAAAAAAGGUUUGGUUCAGGACUCCUGAGCAAAACUCACAUUGUUCUUUUCCUCUUAACAUUUACCUUAUUCUGCCUUCUCCCUAGCUGCUGUCCACACUGAGAGGACUUUGAUGGGAUUUGAGAUUCACUUUAGUGUUAGCUCUGCCUAUGAUUUUAAAACAGUGACCUAUAAAACUAUUCCUUUUAAUAAUACUUGUUUAGCCUUUGCAGUAAGGAAAAUGUAUUCACAUAUAAUAAUCAUUUUUGCUUAAAAGCCACUGUGGAAUUAUAACAGUACAAAGAGGAAUCACCAUUAUUUAUUGUACUUGCAAGUCAAGUCAGAUGCUUUACAUAUAUUAGCGUGAUUUUCAUGUGUCCUCCAUGACUCUAAGAGGUUUCUAUUUGCCAAAUCAAAGAGGCUAGAUAACGCAUAAAUCUAUUAAGUGGCUCGUAACAAAAAAGUAAAGUCUGCCCAGUUACAAAACCCAUAUUCUACCGUCAUGUAAAGAAAAUUCCCUGUAAGCCUAUAAAUUAUGUUAAGUAAAAAUCAAUUAAAAAAAAAGAAGAAGAAGAAAAGAAAAUUAGUUAGCCAGGAAGGGUAGCUGUGAUUCCAACACUUUGGGAGUCUGAGGCAGGAGGAUUGCUUGAGCCCAGGAAUACAAGACCAGCCUAG